Molecule: messenger RNA, 1678 nt
Organism: Rhineura floridana
Lineage: Eukaryota; Metazoa; Chordata; Lepidosauria; Squamata; Rhineuridae
Product: C-signal-like
Exons: 6
Coding region: 113-883 (256 amino acids)
Source: RefSeq, a predicted model, not a curated record
CGGUGUGUGUCGAGAAGAGAAGGCGUGGGGAGUGUUGCGAAGGUCAGAGGCAGUCUUAGGUCUGCUCGGACGCCAGAGGAGAAGGAGGUGGACUCGGUUGCAGGAGCUGCUCAUGGCGGGACUGGGAGCGCGCAGCGUCUUGGUGACCGGAGCCAACCGCGGGAUCGGCCUGGAGCUGGUUCGCCAGCUCCUGGGCAGCUCCGACCCGCCGCAGUGGCUCUUCGCCUGCUGCCGGGAUCCGGACGGGGAGCGCGGGCAGCAACUGAGGAAACUGGCUUCCAGCCACCCAAACCUGACGAUAGUGAAGUUGGAUGCUACAAAUGUUGCAAGCAUUAAGGAAGCUGCAACAUGUGUCAAGGACCACCUGAAAGACUCGGGGCUGAAUGUGUUAAUAAACAAUGCAGGCAUUUUCAAAGAGGUGACACUAGAAACUGUAGACCUUGAAGACAUGGAAAAUGGAUACAAGACCAAUGUGACUGGGCCAUUGCUAGUGAGCCAGGCUUUCCUGCCCCUGUUAAGAAGGGCAGCCCAAGGAAGCGCACAGAAAGGGCUAAGCUGCAGCAAGGCAGCCAUUAUCAACAUCUCCUCUCUGUUAAGCUCUAUUGAGUUGGUCCCCUUAACCUAUGUCAAGCCUGCAAUCUCCUACCGCUGCAGCAAGGCUGCUCUCAACAUGCUGACUAAGUGCCAAUCUCUGAGUUACAAAGAGGAAGGGAUUUUGUGCACUGUGGUUCAUCCAGGAUGGGUGAAGACGGACAUGGGUGGUCAAGAGGCUCACCUGACUGUAGAUGAGAGCGUGCAAGGGAUCCUCCAUGUGCUUUCCAACCUUGGUGAUGAGUACAGCGGUGCUUUUGUUGACUGGAAGGGAAAGAAACUUCCUUGGUGAACGUCUUUCAAUGGAUCAGUAUUAGGCUGAGAGUCAUAAAAUGAACAAUGUCCCACUUAGUUUUCAAGGCAGAUGCUUGGAGUAUUCAAGAAAUACUGAAAAGGCAGCAUCAUUCAAGUGCCAGAAUCACUUCACGCUAUAAACAAACCUUCCUCUGUGAUGGGAAACCUGUGGCCCUCCAGAAGUUGGUUGGGGUCAAUCUUUCACCAGCUCCAGCCAGUGUGGAAUGAGAUUAUAACGCUUUCCAAGGCAAGGUAUUCACUGUUUUUCAAGUUGGCUUAACAUCUUUUCUGGGAAACCUGAUAGAAAACAUCAUUCAAGACAAAAUUGCUAAGCAUUAAAAAAGGUAAAGGUGUCCCCACACUUAUAGUGUGAGUCGUUUCCAACUCUUAGGGUGACGUCUUGUGACAUUUACUAGACAGACCGUAUAUAUGGAGUGGGAUUGCCAGUUUCUUCCCCGGCCUUUCUUUACCCCCCAGCAUAUGCCGGGUACUCAUUUUACCGACCACAGAUGGAUGGAAGGCUGAGUGGACCUCAACCCCUUUUACCGGAGAUUCUACUUCCUCCUUCCAUUGGAAUCGAACUCUGGCCGUGAGCAGAGCUUUUGUCUGUGUUACCGCCGCUUACCACUCUGCGCCAUUAGGGAUGGAAAAAAUCUGUUAAUUUCGGUUUUCUUAUUUUCCCAAUCUUAAAUUCAGUUCUCCACAUUUUUGCAGCAAUUUGGUUUUUGUUUAAAUCCUCAUGAAAAUUCUCCAGUAUGUUAGUGUGAAUUUUUCCUAAUAAACACAUUUUUGU